AACAGCACUUGAACUUGAUUGAUGGGAUCUGUGAUCUAUAUUAUUAUUAUUAUUGUCUCUCCAAAAAAAGUGACCAUCUUUAUUCAUUCAUCUCUGUCUCCAAUCUGUAAAGAAACUCUUCAAGUUUUUCCUGCUGUCUGUCUACUGGAGCAAUGAGAUCGGAGCGUCUAAAGAACUCCAAGAUGCAGUCCUCUUCAUCAUGGCCAAAAGUGGUGGUUAAAAAAUGGCUUAACAUAAAGCCUUGUGCAGAAAAGUUUCAGUCUGAUCAUGGGCCAAGAUCCAUGUCCAUGGGUGAGAAAGGUGAAAGAAGGAAAAGUUGUUCCGACAAGGACUGCUACGUCGUCGUUCCUGAAGAACUUUCAGAAAAAUGGUUGAUGAGAUCAAACGAUGCAACAAUUGGACGGCCCAGAUUUGAAACUGAUAUAGAUACCCUCAACCUCAAGAUGUUCGUAGGGACAUGGAAUGUAGGCGGGAAUUCUCCAUACGAAGGUCUUAAUUUGGAGGAUUGGCUCAAACCAGCUGACAUUUACGUACUUGGGUUUCAGGAAAUCGUACCUCUAAAUGCCGGAAACGUGCUUGGAGCUGAGGACAACGGUCCUGCUGCCAAGUGGCUCGAUUUGAUUCGCCAGGCUUUGAACUCAAAUACAACAACUGCCCCCACAUCUCCUUAUAAUUACAACAAUGACACUACUUCUCCUUCUGAAUAUCUUUGGGCCUCUGAAUUGGGCCGAAGCCCAUGUAAAUUCAGCCCACGGUAUUGUUUGGCUGCAAGUAAACAAAUGGUGGGUAUUUUUCUCUGUGUUUGGAUUCGUGCUGACUUGGUUAGCCAUGUCAGCAAUUUGAGAGUGUCAUGUGUUGGCACAGGAAUCAUGGGAUAUCUUGGAAACAAGGGAUCUAUUUCGAUUAGCAUGACGUUGCAACAAACGACAUUAUGCUUUGUUUGCACUCAUUUGGCUUCGGGUGAAAAAGAAGGAGAUGAAAUUCGAAGAAAUUCAGAUGUCAUGGAGAUUUUAAAGAGAACAACUUUCUCUAACUCGCGUCGACGAGUUACAAAUCCUCCUCCCAAUAGCAUCUUGGCUCACGAUAUGGUUAUAUGGCUUGGAGAUCUUAAUUAUCGUUUACAAUUUGGGGAAUGUGGAAAUACACGGGAAUUGGUGAACAAAAACGAUUGGCAAGCACUUCUAAAGAAGGAUCAGUUGCGGUUAGAACAAAGACAAGGUGGGGUUUUUGACGGGUGGAAAGAAGGAACGAUUCAAUUUGCUCCGACUUAUAAGUAUAUCGCAAAUUCAGACAAUUACGUCACUCAAACUUUCACAUCCAAAGAGAAGCGUCGAAAUCCAGCUUGGUGUGACAGAAUACUUUGGAGAGGAGGAGAAGGGCUAAAGCAAAUGUUUUAUAUGAGGGGAGAAUCGAAAUUCUCGGACCACAGACCUGUUUGUUCACUAUUCUCCAUCCAAUUAAUAAUGAAUUCUAACAACAAACCGAUGCUCACAAAUACACUCAGUCCAAACGAGGCCGAUAAGCUAAUUCUUGUCGAAAGAGCGCAAAGUUGCAUAAAGACGACGCCAAGGUUCUCAUCAUCAAUUGCAGUUAUCCAACAAUAACGUAUUGAUAACUCAAAGGCCUAACGAUAUAUACAUGUAUGGACUAUGAAGGAAAGAAGUCGAGUUUUAGAAGGAUCAAAAGUCAAAUGGUUUAAUUUAAUCUCGGAAAUGUCGAUUUUUGCAAGUUUUUCUCAUGGAAAUGAAAUAUAUGUUUGGUUUGUGAAUUAGUUUUAAUUAAAAUCAAACAUAAAUUCAUAUCACUUUAUUUA
Molecule: messenger RNA, 1813 nt
Organism: Impatiens glandulifera
Lineage: Eukaryota; Viridiplantae; Streptophyta; Magnoliopsida; Ericales; Balsaminaceae
Product: type I inositol polyphosphate 5-phosphatase 8
Exons: 11
Coding region: 153-1604 (483 amino acids)
Biological process (GO): phosphatidylinositol dephosphorylation
Molecular function (GO): phosphatidylinositol-3,4,5-trisphosphate 5-phosphatase activity; phosphatidylinositol-4,5-bisphosphate 5-phosphatase activity; inositol-polyphosphate 5-phosphatase activity
Source: RefSeq, a predicted model, not a curated record